Molecule: messenger RNA, 7051 nt
Organism: Etheostoma cragini (Arkansas darter)
Lineage: Eukaryota; Metazoa; Chordata; Actinopteri; Perciformes; Percidae
Gene: myo7ba
Product: unconventional myosin-VIIa
Exons: 48
Coding region: 198-6896 (2232 amino acids)
Cellular component (GO): myosin complex; cytoskeleton
Molecular function (GO): ATP binding; cytoskeletal motor activity; protein binding
Source: RefSeq, a predicted model, not a curated record
UAUAUGCCUUGAGUCUGGUGCUUGGUGACACACUCUACUUUUGCAGGAGCAAAGUCAAAGGGCCAUAAAGCAGUGUUUCCUGGGAUACCUCCCUGCUUCCUGCUUCAUAGUCAUUCAAAAAAAGGUUCCUUCAGCAGCAGCAGCAGGGGCUUCUACCACAGAGACAACUACUCUCAGACUCAACCCAGGUUUAUGUUAUGCUGCAUUUGAGUAAGGGGGAUUUUGUAUGGGUGGACACUGGCGUGGGGGUGCCGAUCGGGGCGGAGGUCAAGGUGACAGAUACCGGACAGCUUCAGCUCAUCGAUGAUGAAGGAAAGGAGCACAAGAUCAAGAAGAAGACGGAGGGCACCAUCCGGCCCAUGCACCCCACCUCUGUGAAGGGUGUGGAUGACAUGAUAAGGCUCGGUGAUCUCAAUGAGGCAGGGCUCCUCAGGAACCUCCUGGUGCGACACAAAGAAGGCAUCAUCUAUACAUACACAGGCUCCAUUCUGGUUGCAGUCAACCCUUACCAGCUGCUGCCCAUCUACACCACUGAGCAUGUGCACAUGUACACAGAUCGACGGCUGGGUGAACUGCCGCCGCACGUCUUCUCCAUCGCAGACAGCUGCUUUUUCAACAUGCGCCGCAGCCGAAGGAACCAAUGCUGUGUCGUCAGUGGCGAGUCGGGAGCAGGGAAGACUGAGAACACCAAGCUCAUGCUGCAGUUCCUGUCUGCAGUGAGUGGCCAGCACUCUUGGAUUGAACAGCAGAUUCUUGAAGCUAACCCCAUCUUGGAAGCCUUUGGUAAUGCCAAAACCGUUCGUAAUGACAACUCUAGUCGUUUUGGCAAGUACAUUGACAUCAACUUCACCAAGGGUGGGGCCAUUGAAGGGGCUCGUGUUGAUCAGUACCUGCUGGAGAAGUCCCGAGUUUGUCGUCAGGCGCCUGAGGAAAGAAACUACCACAUCUUUUACUACAUGCUGAUGGGCAUGACAGCUGAGCAGAAAAAGAUUCUAUCCCUCGGGAACGCUGCUGAGUACAACUAUCUGACCAUGGGUAACUGCACCAGCUGUGAAGGACGUGAUGAUGUGAAGGAAUACGCCCACUUCCGUUCAGCUCUGAAGAUCCUCAUGUUCACAGACAGUGACUCCUGGGAAAUCUCCAAACUGCUUGCUGCUAUCCUUCACCUGGGCAAUGUAGACUUUGAGGGUACCAUCGUAAAUAACCUCGAGGGCUGUGACAUCCUCAAAUCCUCCUACGCCACCAUGGCCAGCCAACUUUUGGAGGUGGAUCCCAAAGCGCUGGGGACAGGUCUGACUCAGCGCUCCUUCAUGACAGCCAGAGAGAGUGUGACCAAAGCUCUGACCUCUGCCCAGGCGGUGGACGGCAGGGACGCCUUCGUCAAGGCUAUUUAUGGAAGACUUUUCCUUUGGAUCGUGGACAAAAUCAACGCUGCGGUUUACAAGCCACCCGAGGAUUCCAACAAGCUCCAGCAGUCAAUAGGCUUGCUCGACAUCUUUGGUUUUGAGAACUUCACCAAAAACAGCUUUGAGCAGCUGUGCAUCAACUUUGCCAAUGAGCAGUUGCAGCAAUUCUUCGUCAAGCAUGUUUUCAAACUGGAGCAGGAAGAGUAUGCCCGUGAAAACAUCGUGUGGAAGAAAAUAGACUACAAAGACAACCAAUGCACCCUGGACGUAUUGGCCAACAAACCUCUGAACAUGCUGGCCCUGAUUGAUGAGGAGAGCAGCUUCCCCAAGGGCACAGAUACCACCCUACUCCUAAAAAUGAAUCAGGUCCAUGGGAAAGGGAACAUCUAUAUUGCCCCCAAGAACAACUAUGAGACAGAGUUUGGAAUCCAACAUUUUGCUGGAAAGGUCCACUAUGAUUCAAAAGGUUUCCUUGAGAAAAACCGUGACGCGCUCAGCUCGGAUCUGAUUCACCUGGUGGAGACCUCCACCAAUAAACUCCUCAAACACACCUUUCAGGAUGUUCUGUCUAGCAGCACGAUCAAGAGCAGCGUCAACCCCAGGAUGAUCAUCACCUCGGCCAACAACAGCCUCCGGCAAGCGUCUGAUAGCAAGAAGCGUGUGCCAACUCUGACUGGACAGUUCCGUCAGUCUCUGGAUUCCCUGAUGAAAACACUGACCGUGUGCCAGCCCUAUUUCAUACGCUGCAUUAAACCCAACGACUUCAAGAAGCCCAUGCUGUUUGACAGAGAGCUGUGUAUGCGCCAGCUCCGUUACUCUGGUAUGAUGGAGACCAUCAGGAUCCGCAAAGCUGGGUAUCCCGUCCGCUACACAUUCGAUGAGUUUCUGACUCGCUACCGUGUCCUUCUGAAAACUUCUGUCUGUGAUCCCAAAAGAGAAGGUAAAGAGAAAUGCUGUGAAAGCAUUUGUGAGUCUGUGCUUGCUGGAGAGGGCGACUGGAAGACUGGCAAGACAAAGAUAUUCCUCAAGGACUUCCAUGACACAAUGCUCGAGGUGGAGCGGAUCAAAGAACUAAAUGAGAAAGGCCUUCUGAUCCAGAAAGUCCUAAGAGGAUACAAAUACAGGAAACAAUUCCUGAGGAAAAAGGCCGGUGCUCUUGUCAUUCAGAAACACUGGAGAGGACACAAAGGCAGAAAGCUGUACAGAGUGGUCCAGCUGGGCUUUGCGAGGCUGCAGGCACAGGUUCGGUCUCGUCAGCUCCACUUCCUGUAUAAGAAGAAGCGGGAGGCAGCCCUCGUGCUUCAGGCCCGAGCCAGAGGAUACCUGGCCCGAAAGGAAUGGAAGCGCAAGAGAGACGCUGUGAUCCUGCUGCAGGCACACACCAGGGGUGCACUGGCAAGAAGAGCUGUCAAAAAGAAGAAAACAGAUAUGUACCUCUCUGCUAAAGAAAAAGAAGAAGAGCGACGAGGCAUUUUGGAGAAACAGAAACAUUUGGAGGAAAUGCUGAAGCGGAAGAAAGAGAUGGAGGCCAAAGCUCAGACUGAGUCCAUCACAGACCAGGAGAUGGUGGACAGCAUCUUUGACUUCCUGCCUGUUAUGGUUGGAGGGCAGGAGGGCCAAGCACCUGUCGGAUUUGAGUUUGAGGGGAAAAGGACAAUUAUCGAGGAGAUAGACAUCGAUGAAAUCCCCAUGGAAGAAGAUCUACUCAAAGAAGACUAUGAUGAUCUGGAUGAGUACUCCUUCUCCAAAUUUGCCUCCAUGUACUUCCAGGGUGCAGCCACCCACACUCACAUCCGCCAGAGGCUUCCGCAGCCCCUGCUUUACCAUGAAGACAAAGGAGAUGUCCUGGCUUCACUGACAGUGUGGUGGAUCAUCCUGAGGUUCAUGGGAGACCUCCCUGAGCCAAAGAAGAAGGUCCAGGGAGCCUCCCCGCAGGAGCGCUUUGUGCCACAGGAGCUGAUCUCCAGAAAGGACAGGCGUCUCAGCCACAUGGUUGGCCUGGAUCAGAGGGUGCUAAGGAAUAACAAAGAAAGGAAACCUUCCACAGUACCCGAGGAGCCCUCGCAAAACAGAAAGGCCUCCAUUUUCACAGACAUUCUGGCAAGAAACAAAAAGGCUUCUGCUGUGCUUGGUGACACGGCUCAAAACCCAAAGGUUUACACCGUGCCAGAAGGAAGCCCUCGAACAAGGAAGGGAUCCACAUUCACUGACCUACUGUCCAGAAACAGAAAAGCAUCCACUGUGGAAGGAUCCACAAAAUCCACUUCAAAAUCUACAUCUAGCCUCAGGAAACCCUCGAUCAUCAUGGAGGAGUCUGAUGAACUGACUGAAGUUUCCAAGCCUCCCACCCUGCAGACUGUGAAGGAGGACAGUGACAUCAUGACUGAAGAAGGACCCACCCUGGACCGGCCUCUGACGGCACUUGAAAAAGUCCACUUCAUCGUGGGAUAUGCCAUAGUCAGACGUGACCUCAGGGAUGAGAUUUACUGUCAGAUCUGCAAGCAGCUUCAAGAUAACAGCAAUCGCAACAGCUACUUCCGUGGCUGGAUCCUGCUGUCCCUCUGUCUGGGUGUUUUCCCUCCAAGUGAUCGCUUUCUAAGGUACCUGCAAAGUUUCAUCCGUUUCGCUCCAGGAGGCUACGCUUCCUACUGCGCUGAAAGGCUGCGGCGCACACUAAUGAACGGAGUGCGAGGGGAGCCUCCAGCCUGGCUGGAACUGCAGGCAACCAAGACAAAAAAGCCCAUGAUUGUGUCUGUGCUGCUGAUGGAUGGACGCUCCAUUAACCUGCCUGUUGACUCCUCAUCUACCUCCAGAGAGAUCUGCCAACUCCUCUCCAACAAAGUCAAGCUCAAAGACACCUUUGGCUUUUCAGUCUAUGUUGCCUUGUAUGAAAAGGUGUGGGCUCUGGGCAGCGGGCGGGAGCACGUGAUGGAUGCCAUCUCCCAGUGUGAGCAGGAAGUCAAGAGGAGAGGAGGGCAGGAACAGCACGCUCCCUGGCGUCUCUUCUUCCGCAAGGAGGUCUUCACCCCCUGGCACGACUGCAAAGAAGACGCGAUCAGCACAGACCUCAUCUACAAACAGAUCAUCCACGGUCUGAAGUUUGGAGAGUACCAGAGUGAAAAGGAGGAGGAUUAUGUUCAGCUUGCUGCGAAACAUCUAUACAUCCAGCAUGGCUCAGACAGCUGUGCAGAACAUGUGAAGGAAGCAGUUCAGGACUGCAUCAACAACUCUCGGCUGGAGGCCAAGUCAGAGGCCAAGUGGGUGCAGAUGGUCAGCGCUGCUCAUGCUCAGGGUCCAUUUUUGAGUUCAAGACAGAAGGCAGACUCAGUGAGGGCCGAGAUGGUGGACUACGCCCGAAUGAAGUGGCCCAUGUUCUUUUCCAGGUUCUUUGAAGUAGUCAAACUGUCAGGUCCUCCGCUGCCAAAGAGCAAGUUCAUUGUGGCCAUAAACUGGACUGGUAUCACUUUCCUGGACGAGAGAGAGAAGAGGCUGCUGGAGCUCUCCUUCCCUGAAGUCACCGGAGUCCACACCGUGAGGGAGGGCAAAGUGCCCGGCCAGGCGGUGAGCCUGCUGACACUGAAAGGAGACUUCACUCUGAGUGGGGGCACAGCUGAGGACAUGGCAGAGCUGGUGACAAUGUUCCUCAGUGGACUGACGGAGAGAUCUCAGUAUGCUGUGACCCUAAAGGAAGCCGACAGGCAAGAUGACCCCACAUUCCUGGGCUUUAAGAAAGGAGAGCUCAUUAUAAUAAUCAAAGAUGACGAGUUCUCUCAGGAACGUGGCUGGAUUAAGGGCCAAAAUGAGAGCACCAAACAAACAGGUGCCGUCCCCACCGAGGCCAUCUUAAUCCUGCCAACACUCAGCAAACCCACCAAGGAAGUCAUGAGCCUCCUCAACUUGUCUCCUAACCAGAGGAAGAACAUCAUAAAGGAAAACCAGAAAGAAACAGGAACGAUGGAGAGAGCAGCUCCUGCCACGCUGAAAGAAUUCUCCCUCCAGUACUUCAGGCAGCCCACUAUCGAUGUGAACCGGCAGGUGAUGUCCAGGAACGCUGCUCCUGAGAGGCUGUGGGUGAACUCCAGAGAGCCAAUCAGACAGCCCUUCCUCAAGAAACUGGUGGGCAACGCAGAGCUCAGCCACAAAGCCUGUCUGGCCUUCACUGCGAUCCUAAAAUACAUGGGAGAUUACCCCACCAAGCAGAUGCAGAGUCCUCUCGAGCUCACCGACCAGAUCUUCAGCCCCCCCACUCAAAAUGAAGCGCUCAGGGAUGAGAUCUACUGCCAGAUCAUGAAGCAGAUGACAAGCAAUACCAACCGGUUCAGCGUGGAGCAGGGCUGGCAGCUGCUGUGGCUCUGCUGCGGCAUGUUCCCCCCCAGCCAGGCUCUUUUGAAGCACACUCAGCGAUUUGUGGAGUCUCGGCGCAGAGAGCCCCUGGCCUCCGACUGCCUGCAGCGUCUGCAGAGCUCCCUGAGGAUGGAGCCCAGGAAGCUUCCACCACACCAGGUGGAGGUAGACGCCAUCCAACAGAACAGCACCCAGAUCUUCCACAAAAUCCACUUCCCUAACGACACAGAGGAGAAAUUUGAGGUUGCGACAAAUACCAAGAUCAGGGAUCUCAUCCAGAACAUUACCAGGAGGCUCAGUCUGGCUUCAGCGGACGGCUUCAGCCUUUUUGUCAAAACUAAUGACAAGGUUCUCAGUUUGAAUGACACAGACUACUUCUUUGAUAGUCUGAGACAAAUCACUGACUGGUCCAAGAAAGCCAAGAGGAUCAAAGACGGUGGGCCAGUCAACAUAUCCUACCUUGUGUUCUUUAUGAGGAAGUUAUGGUUCAAUGUGAUCCCGGGCAGAGACACAAAGGCCGAUCUUAUAUUCCAUUUCCCUCAGGAGCUACCAAAGUACCUGAGAGGCUAUCAUGUUUGCACCAAAGAGGAAAUGGUCAACAUUGCGGCUCUGCUCUUCAUGAUUAAAGUUGGCAGUGACCAGAGCCAGUUGGUCCUGAUUCCCAAGCUGCUGAAGGAGCUGGUGCCCAUGGACCAACUGAAGGCCAUGUCUGAAAAUGAGUGGAAGAAGAGUAUCGUUGCCUCUUAUAACAAACAAGUUGGUAUGACGGUUGAAGAAGCUAAGGUGGCUUUUCUGAAGGCAGUGUGCCGCUGGCCGACGUUCGGCUGUGCAUUCUUUGAAGUGAAGCAAACAUCAGAACCAAAUUUCCCAGAUAUUGUGCGAAUAGCUGUCAGCAAGCAAGGACUCACCAUCAUCCACCCUAAAACCAAGGAUGUGCUGGCAAAUCACCCAUUCAACCGCAUCGCUAACUGGUGCAGUGGAAGCACCUACUUUCACAUGACUAUCGGCAACUUAGUCAAAGGGAGUAAAUUCCUGUGUGAAACUUCACUGGGUUACAAGAUGGAUGAUCUUAUAACCUCCUAUGUCAGCAUGUACCUCAGAGAGAGGAGGACAGUGCAAACCAGGAACCAGCGCUUUGACAUGUGAGCCUCGAGUGUGAUGCAACGGGUGCCUGUAGCUGUAGAUUCAAACCCACACACUCAACACGUAGUUCAUACUCACACAGACGCAGAGCAGGACCAGUUCUCUCUUUUUAAAAUGCUAUCAACUUUAUUUGUGCUCAUGCUUUGAUUAUUUGCAUA